Messenger RNA from Aspergillus saccharolyticus JOP 1030-1, 853 nucleotides. RefSeq lists its product as uncharacterized. The transcript is spliced from 2 exons. The record is from RefSeq and is a predicted model, not a curated record. Bases 181 to 681 code for a protein of 166 amino acids. NCBI's taxonomy places the organism in Eukaryota, Fungi, Ascomycota, Eurotiomycetes, Eurotiales, Aspergillaceae.
CCGCAUCUCAACUCACCACCACCUGCACUUCCUCCUCUCUCCCUUACUUUCCCAUCCCAAUCACCAAUUCACGACUCCUUCACAGUUCAACACCGAACACAAUCCCCUUUCCAAAGCAACCUUGCGGAGUAUACUCAACCUCACCACCCGCUACCAAAGUCCAAAGACAAAAGAACAACAAUGCUCCUCUUCUCCCGCACAACCACCACCCUCCUCGGCACCGGCCUCGGUCUCGGCCUCACCCUCUCCCUCCACCCGCUCUCCCCCUUCCGCGCCGCCCCAAUGCAAUGCCAGUACUCGGCGCCCUACUCGCGGCCAGACUCCCACGCCAGCCCCGACUCUGGCUGGACCAUCCCCUCGUCCGACCCAUCGCUCCUUAAACAGGGCACCACCGGCCCGAUCCUCACCGCGUCAAACAUGCGUCAAGUCAGUCUGGGGAGUGUGCUGGGGCUGGUGGUGGGUGUCGGGUUGCGGGCGUUUUCGCGCGUGUUGGUCGUGUUGAUUGGAAUGGGGAUUGUGGUUGUUGAGUGGGCUGCCGCCAAGGGAUACAAUAUUCUGCCUGUCAAUACCCUCCAGCGAUACGUGAAGCGUGUGGACUUGCAGGGUGCCGUGUCGAAGCAUAUUCCGUUUAAGCUGAGUUUCGGGGCGACGAUGGGUUUGGCUGCUUUUGCACAGUUCUAGGAUAUGAAUGAAAACACUGCAGGUUUCGUGCGGGGUUGUGGGAGUAAUAGGUUAGGUAGUUAAUGAGCAGGCGGGCAGGCAGGAAGCAGGCUUCAAUGUAGAACUUAGAUGGAGAGUUGAUACACCGCCGCGCGGCAUGAAGGACAAAAUCCCAAUCCAACUUCGAAUUAUA